CGUAUUAAUAUCUGGAUAUUAAUUAUUGUAUUAGACUUUACUAUUAUAAUGGACGGUGUUUUUGAUAAAUCAUACGAACAGAAUGAAAAAGAAUCUCAAGUUAUAGUUUCCAUUGGGACUUUAUUAGAGUCUGGUAAUGAUAAGGAGAUUGUUGUAAGAAAUGCUAUAGCAGAUUCAUUAUUUAAAUUAGCUCAACGAUAUCCUAAUGAAGUUGUUAAAACAUUAUGUUCUUAUCGCAAGCGAAAUAAAAAAUUAAAUACCACUCAUGUUGGGUUAAUAAUGAGCAUACUUAAAAAUGUAUGCAAUACUCAUACUAUGCAUCUUGAUGGAGAUAGCGUGUUACAAGCUAUUGAGCUCAGUGUCAUUGAAAUGACAAAUACUUCUAACACCACUCAAGAAUAA
Messenger RNA from Ctenocephalides felis (cat flea), 402 nucleotides. RefSeq lists its product as uncharacterized. NCBI's taxonomy places the organism in Eukaryota, Metazoa, Arthropoda, Insecta, Siphonaptera, Pulicidae. The record is from RefSeq and is a predicted model, not a curated record. Bases 49 to 402 code for a protein of 117 amino acids. The transcript has 2 exons.